Messenger RNA from Thalassophryne amazonica, 1457 nucleotides. It is a transcript of the gene rcan3, whose product is annotated as regulator of calcineurin 3. NCBI's taxonomy places the organism in Eukaryota, Metazoa, Chordata, Actinopteri, Batrachoidiformes, Batrachoididae. Gene Ontology annotation, biological process: calcium-mediated signaling. Gene Ontology annotation, molecular function: nucleic acid binding; calcium-dependent protein serine/threonine phosphatase regulator activity. Gene Ontology annotation, cellular component: cytoplasm; nucleus. Bases 127 to 825 code for a protein of 232 amino acids. The record is from RefSeq and is a predicted model, not a curated record. The transcript is spliced from 5 exons.
AAAUCGCUCGCGUGAGGGUAAACAGCUGUGGAUGGGAGGCUGUAGGUCGCGUGCGCUGACGUUGUUCUCCUCAUUUGGAGCUUUUGGAGCCUCUGUGAUCCCCACCAGUCCCCAAAAAGGCUUAAGAUGCUUCGAGAGAGUUCCAAAGGGUGGAGCAAUGGCUCAGAGGCCUACAGCAGUGAUCCCGAGGAGGAAGAGGACAUGGUAUUUGGGGAGAAUGACCAGGAAGUGCCAGCGGAGGAGAUGAUGGAUCUGAGCGACCUGCCUACAGCGCUGUUCGCCUGCAGUGUUCAUGAAGCUGUGUUUGAAGAGGACGUGCACAGGGAGAGGUUUGAGGCCUUAUUUAGGAUCUACGAUGAACAGACGUCUUUCCAGAUGUUCAAAAGCUUCCGAAGAGUCCGAAUCAACUUCAGCACCCCAGAGGCUGCUGCCCGCGCACGCAUCGAACUGCACGAGUCCGAGUUCAACGGCAAGAAGCUGAAACUCUACUUUGCCCAAAUCCAGAAUGGUGACGAGGACAUCGACAAAUCGUACCUGGCCCCUCCACAACCUGUCAAACAGUUUCUGAUUUCCCCACCUGCCUCACCACCAGUGGGCUGGAGCCAGAGUGAUGACGCCACACCCGUCAUCAACUAUGACCUGCUGUGUGCAGUAGCCAAGCUGGGACCCGGUGAGAAGUACGAGCUCCACGCGGGCACAGAGUCCACCCCCAGCGUGGUCGUCCACGUAUGCGAGAGCGAGACGGAGGAGGACGAGGCGGCGCGGCCAAAGCAACAGAUCAUCCAGACCAGACGUCCCGACGGCCCACCAACAGUCUUCAACUAGAGAAGCCCCUCCCCCCCGCGGCCGCCCCUUUACUUGCUACACACCUGCCCUCUCUCUCUCGUCUCUGCACUCACAGAGAGCGUUGAUGCCCCUCAUUUCAGUUUAACUACAAGCAAGCAAACCAACAAGCAUUGGUCCAGACGGUGUUUGUGAGGAAUGUGGUGAUGGAAUGAGGCGGCUUGAAAGGGAUGGAUGAGAAUCACACACACACUCAUCACAUUCUGCGGGACAGCGUGGGGAGCGGCAGCCAUACUUGUCUUCGCCUCGCCAACGGCCCUCGUUUAAAGCAAAGAGGGGUGGACGAACGUGUCCCAACGCAGGCACCUGUCACUUUUACUAGCGCUGCUUAGUCGCUCGCUCAUUAGCGUUAGCCUCUCCCGCCAUCUCACAGCCACACAUAUGCUAAUGUUUGGUUGAUGAUAACCUUUAUUUUCUUACCUUUGUUGUGUGUUUUGUUUUGUUGUUUUGUUUUUUUUUUUUAUUCAUGCACUUUUUCAUAUCUGCUGCUUUUGUUGCUUCGGCUCACAUCAAGGUCAUGUGUGAUAAGUCCCACUUUUGUGUGCAUGUAUAUAAUGUGUUAGAAGAAAAAUAAGUACAAAAACAGAAAUACUAACCAGAUAUAAUGAGAAAAA